Messenger RNA from Linderina pennispora, 897 nucleotides. RefSeq names its product ribosomal protein L22. The transcript has a single exon. Gene Ontology annotation, molecular function: structural constituent of ribosome. Gene Ontology annotation, cellular component: ribosome; mitochondrial large ribosomal subunit. Lineage: Eukaryota; Fungi; Kickxellomycota; Kickxellomycetes; Kickxellales; Kickxellaceae. The record is from RefSeq and is a predicted model, not a curated record. Gene Ontology annotation, biological process: ribosome assembly; translation. Bases 183 to 854 code for a protein of 223 amino acids.
UUACGCUAUCAUGUUUGGACUUGCAAAGGCGUUCGGUCGUCUGAAUGUGGCCGCAGGUGUGACAAAGAGCGUGUACACGGCGAGGUAAUUUGAACCCCACCCCUGUUCUGGUGAUUGUAAGCGCCCCUGCAACAAGCGACAAUGAGCCUAAUGCUCCUUCCCCUUCUUUGUAUUCUAGCGCCAUGAGCCGGCUCCACACCACCGCGCAACGGUACCAGCAGAGCAGCAAGCCGCCGACAGCCGAUCAGACAGCCUCAUCAGCGUUCGACAUUGCCGAGGAAGCCAGCGGAUCGGGCUCCGCAACCGCCAGCGAGUACCGUAUUGUCAGCGCCGGUAAGGGCCAGGGAACAGUCAAGAUCCGCGAGUACGAGUACAGCACUGCCAACUUCCACGUGAGCCCGCAGAAGCUGCGUAUGAUCGGCAACCAGAUCACUGGUCUGUCGGUGACCGAGGCCAUCCGCCAGAUGCAGUUCUCGGCAAAGAAGGCGUCCGACCGCAUCAAGCACUCGCUGGUGUGGGCUCGCAAGAACGCCAUUUUCCAAAAGGGCAUGAACCCGGACAACAUGUACAUCAAGCAGGCCCGGGUCGGCAAGGGCCAGUUCCGCAAGCGCCUGGACCCGAAGGCCCGUGGUCGCUUCGGUGUCAUCCAUAUCCCGUAUGCCCACAUGAAGUACGUGUUCUGGGAGAAGAUGCCUGAGGCCAAGCCUGAGCCCCGCAAUGUCAUGGAGAAGGCGCUGCUGGCUGGCGAUCUGCCCCGGCGGAAGAUCAAGGGCUUCAAGCUCACCAAGCGCGUGUGGACGCCGCUCAACGAGACCAAGCCGGUGUACAAUGCCAAGCAGUUCUACAACUGGUAGAGAAUAGCACCUUUUUAUUCCUAAAACGCAAAUAGAGAUCUCA